Onthophagus taurus is the source of this 2928-nucleotide messenger RNA. RefSeq lists its product as uncharacterized. The record is from RefSeq and is a predicted model, not a curated record. Lineage: Eukaryota; Metazoa; Arthropoda; Insecta; Coleoptera; Scarabaeidae.
GGAUCCGACGACGGAGCUGUGAAAAUCUGACUGUUUUUUUCGUUUUACACUUAUAUUAGAAACCAUGUACAAUAGAGAAAUCAUUAGUUUUUAAUAAAAAAGUCUGUGGUUCCUGUUAUUUUUGUUUAAUAUCUAAGAAGAAAUAAAAAAGAGGCAAAAUGUUGGGGAGUAAAUUACGUUCGUGGAUGGAUAUCGUUAGACACAGAAAGAAGCAACAAAGGAAGGAUAAACCGAAACACAAUUGUCCGGUUUCAAAACAAGCUCCUAUUUUAAAAUCGGAUAAAUCAUUUUCGUCGGAAAAUGAAAUUUUGGAUGAAGAUGUAAAGAAAUCAUCAAAUAUUGUAAACAGUUCCGUUAGGUAUUCCGGCACGAACUUGUCUUCCCCCGAAUCAGCAUAUUCCACAGGUUAUUCUACAGAUGGAACAUCUCCAGGUGCUCCACCAGAAUAUUAUAUUAAUAUUAGAACAGGUACGCGAUAUUUUUCAUCUGGCACAGAAAAAGAACCCCCAAGAACCCAAAACAAUAACAUAUCAUUGGUUCCUAAAGAAUCGGCCAAAGCUGUUUUGGUGCAAACGCCGAAACAUCAAAAGUCUGUUGAAAAUGAUUAUUAUUCAACAUUAGCCGUUAGAGUAAACGGCGACUGUACAACUGUUUCCAUGACCCAAGAUUAUAACCGGUGCAAAAAUCAACAAACCAAAGUCGCCCUACAUAAUAAUUUACCAUCGGUUCCUCGAGUCGCUGAAGUUAUCGUCAAUUCGAGCAUUACAUCCCCGAGGCAAAGAAACCGCAUCAGAACAAAUCCAUGGCUUCCAGGAUCAAAUUUAAGUCCUUGCAAAAUUAACCCAAACCCACAUUCCACUUCAAAAGUUCAUGUUGCUAAUAAUAAUUCCCCACAUUAUUACGAUAAUUCAACAUUAAGAAGUCCCAUAAAUAAACCUCGGCAAAGAAAAGGUUCAACAUCAUCAACUUGUUCUUCGUUGAGCGCGUCAAGUUUGAAUUGGAGUGGAAACCUACGAAGGAAACCAUCUGAUAGUGAAGAAGAUUGCACCUUAAAUGAAAUGAUGGGGAAAUACGAUGAGAGUUACAUUUACGAGAAAGAAACUGACAUUUUAAGUGAUAGCGAUCCAACGGAUUGCGACACUGACAUAGAUACGGGGCAAGAUGGCGGAGAUGAAGAAGAACCUCUCGAACGAGAAUUUGAUUUUAUCGACAACAGCUCGUUUCUGGAGUUCAACAUGAAAGAUGAUCGAAAUACAGGUCAUUGCACUUAUUAUAACUUUGAAACGCAUAGGAAGUUGUCGAAAAGGAGAACUUCACGGAAAAGUAAACAAGAAUUACCUGGAACUUGUAGGCAAAACAGAAGAAGGUCGUCGUCUUCGAAGAAACGGCAGAAAAAUGAUGUUAAAUCAGAAAAUGGGCAGUUUGAUGGCAGUAGAAGUGCAGGCGCAACUCCGAUUUCCAGCCGAAAAACAAAACAGCACCCUAUAUCAAAACUAGCAAUCGAAGAUCAUCUAAAAAGGCGGUCCAAUUCGGUAUCUUUAACUCGAGAUCCAGUAAAUACAUUCGACCAAAGAGACAAAGAAGCCGAUCGAAAAUACAAAGAGCUCAUUGUUGAAGCAGAACAUAUUCUUAUGAGCAUGAAGCAAAGCGGUUCAUCACCCAGAAGACUUCCUGGUCCAGCAAACAAACGCGUCGAACUGCUCAAAACCGAAUCAGCAAAGGCAGAAAUGUUGAAGAUGAAACAGCCAGUUGACGAUGGCUCGAAAAUUCCGUCCAGCAAUUUUAUCAGGCACAGUCCCAAAAGGAACCACAUCACUAAUUUUAUCAACAGCAACGUACCAGUUACCAUGAAAAAGCAAGAUGAGAUAUAUUCACCUGGCACGAAGAAGAAGCAAUACAAGCAAGGAUCAAGAAGUCCUAAAUACAAAAGACGAUCCAGGAAAAUUGUUGAAAGUAACAGUUCCGAUGAAGAAAUCCAAAAAAAAAGUUUAACCGUUCGAAACACUGAAAACAACGCAUUUUGUUGCCCACAAAGCGAACCGGUUAAAAGAAAAGUUUAUCAUCAAUCAAAAACUGUUGCUUUUAAUUUAAAUUACGAAAGCAUUUGCAAUUUAGAAUCUCGAAGGCCUAACGAAAGAAGAAAUAGUACAGAUAAUUUACGCCAACAAGUCCUAUUGAAUACAAUAACAAACUUGAAACGGAGUUUGGAGAAUCAAUCGGCCUCUUUAAAACAAGUUUACAACAGCUCGCAGAACGUGAGGUUGUAAAAAUAUUUUUCUACAGCGUUUGUUGACUAUUUGUUAAUGCGAGUGUUAAGCGUAAAAAAGAUAAGAACAAAUAUCAAAAAGAAAAAAAAAAUCUGAAAAGUAGGGUCGUUAUUUUUGUAAGCGAUUUUCGUUUUGUGUCUUCCUAAGCUAAGAAGUUAUUAAAAAAAUUGGUGAAUAACGACUCUUUAAGGUCUCUAAAAAAGAAACAAAAAGAAUGUUAAAACGUUAGGAAUUAAUUUUAUUCGUUUUUAUUUAACUAAACGUGUGUAGAAUCGUAGAUCCGAAUGUUUGGUUAUUUAUUUAAAAUACUCGUACUGAUAUUAGGAGGCUAAUUUAUACGGAUUUAGUGCAAUGUAGUUCAUAUAGCAACGUUUAGAUAGUGGACAACCGUAGUCUCGUCAAAAUUGAGAAUUAUUAAUUAAUGGGAAAUUAUUGUUAAAGGUCUCGUCCAACUUUUUAAUUGUGAAAGGUACUCUAGCAAAUUCAUUUUGUUAACAAUAAUUUUCUAAUAAUACCUUUUUAUAUUGAAACAGACUGAUUAGGUCGUAUUAAAACAUCAUUUUGUUUUAUUCAAUUCUAACUUUCCGUCAAAUCUUGUGAAACAAACACAAAAUAUUGUUAUUUGUUUACCCAAUCAAGUUAAAUAAACUAUUGACAAGUU